AGGCAUUUUUCCGCGCUUCGAUGGUAAACACAUUUUGUUUAUUGCUUAGCUCUGAGAAACCAAGACGCAAAAAUUGACAAAAUGUCCAGUAUUUUGCCAAAAACGGAGGACUCUUUCAGCUAUAACGAAAAUAUUAAGGCUGGGAAGUUCGAGGAUGUGAUUGUAAUCGAUGACAAUGAUCGUGGCGACUCUCUCUGGCGGAGGCGUGUGAAAUCGGAACCCCCUGAAGAAAAGCCCUGCUUAUCUCCACAGGACGCUAAUCAAAAACGUGCAGUUAAGGAGGGGAAGGAAAUGUCCAGGCGCGCACGCGCACGCGCUCGAGCCAAGAAAAUACGGAAGGCAGAGGCAAGAGCGGCGAAAUCGAUGGUUUCCAGGAAUGCGGGUAAAAAAGCAGAGAAGCGUAAGAAGCAAAAUCAAGCGGAACUCAAGAAGGCAAAGGGCUCCAAGAAGGCUAGUACCCCCAAGAAGGAAAAGAAACCCAAUAAUACAAAGAGUUCAAGUUCUCCUAAGGCUGGGAAGCCCAUUAUGGCAACCAGUGACAACCUGACGAUGGCCCUGGUGGACGAGCUCCACGAGGAUGGCCGUCUGCUCAACGAAAGGUGGCAGGAGAUCGAGGCCCAGCUGGCGUACGUGGUGACUGACAGACUGAUGGCCAUGCCAAGGGGUCCCGUCCCGUCCUUCGAUAGCUCAGAAGUGAUUCGUGGCCACCGAGUGAUCCAGUGCGAAGACGGAUUUUCAAAGGUAUUCCUGGCUAACUGCGUUGCCACGAUUAGCAACACGUGGCAUGACAUGCGCAUCAAGCUCGUCCAUGUCAGCGAUGUACCAUUUAUGCCUCAGGUGCGCAUCUGGUUGCCCACGGGUCAAACCGACUACAGCCGAAUCAUGACCUGCUUGAGAGCCCAGAACCUAGAUGUGGACAUGUCGGACUGGUCUGUCCUCAGGGCGGAGGAAGUCAUAGAGACCAGUCAGAGCUUCCUGCUCCUCAUCAACCGGAGGUGCAUCCCGCAACUGAAUGCAGCGGACUACAAGUUGCGCUACGGCAUACGAAUGGCCCAGAUCCAGCUCAUUUUAAGCGAAGCAGACGAUUCGCCAUCGCAGUUCGACAACUACCACCAAUUUUGCCGUUUUCACAAUAAGCCAUAAAUAAAUACUCAGGCUCAAAGCUA
Drosophila sechellia is the source of this 1166-nucleotide messenger RNA. RefSeq lists its product as uncharacterized. The coding region runs from base 82 to 1143 and encodes 353 amino acids. NCBI's taxonomy places the organism in Eukaryota, Metazoa, Arthropoda, Insecta, Diptera, Drosophilidae. The record is from RefSeq and is a predicted model, not a curated record. The transcript is spliced from 2 exons.